This is a messenger RNA of Paramuricea clavata, 748 nucleotides long. Lineage: Eukaryota; Metazoa; Cnidaria; Anthozoa; Malacalcyonacea; Plexauridae. The record is from the annotation of a GenBank genome assembly.
GAAGAGCUUCUGUGAAGCGUCAGAGAAGCUUCACAGAAGCUUUACAGAAGCUUUACAGAAGCUUCACAGAAGCUUUACAGAAACUUUACAGAAGCUUCACAGAAGCUUUACAGAAGCUUUACAGAAGCUUCACAGAAGCUUUACAGAAGCUUCACAGAAGCUUCACAAAAGCUUCACAGAAGCUUUACAGAAGCUUUACAGAGCUUUACAGAAGCUUUACAGAAGCUUCACAGAAGCUUUACAGAAGCUUUACAGAAGCUUCACAGAAGCUUUACAGAAGCUUUACAGAAGCUUCACAGAAGCUUUACAGAAGCUUUACAGAAGCUUCACAGAAGCUUUACAAAAGCUUCACAGAAGCUUCACAGAAGCUUCACAGAAGCUUCACAGAAGCUUUACAGAGCUUUACAGAAGCUUCACAGAAGCUUUACAGAAGCUUUACAGAAGCUUCACAGAAGCUUUACAGAAGCUUCACAGAAGCUUCACAGAAGCUUUACAGAAGCUUUACAGAGCUUUACAGAAGCUUUACAGAAGCUUUACAGAAGCUUUACAGAAGCUUCACAGAAGCUUUACAGAAGCUUCACAGAAGCUUCACAGAAGCUUCACAGAAGCUUUACAGAAGCUUUACAGAGCUUUACAGAAGCUUUACAGAAGCUUCACAGAAGCUUUACAGAAGCUUUACAGAAGCUUCACAGAAGCUUUACAGAAGCUUCACAGAAGCUUCACAGAAGCUUCACAGAAGCUUCUGUAA